CAUCUAGUAACCACCACUAGCGUAGCAUUUGUAUAUAUCGAUUCAAAAUCUGUAGCAUCGCACUCGAAUUCCAACUUUGGAAGAAAUGGAGGGCUCGUCGGAAGGAUCUCAUUCCUUGAACAAAGUAGACAAGUCAGCAGAAGGAGAUUAUCUUUCCAAAGCACUUCAACAUGCGCACGACGCCUAUAUCGCGGCCAAUCCACUGUCACUUCAAGCACACCAAGAUUCGGCAAAUCAUCUGCCAGGGGGGAAUACGAGGACAGUAUUGUAUGCGGAACCCUUUCCUCUCACAUUUGUGUCAGCUUCAGGAAGUACUCUGAGAGACAUUGACGGCCACGAGUACGUGUCGCUCGUUGGAGAGUAUAGUGCCGGGAUUUUUGGCCACUCCCAUCCAAAGAUUCUCGAGGCCGUGAACGAGGCAAUGAGACACGGGUGGAACUUUGGAGGCCAUUGUACAUACGAGAAGGAGCUCGCAAAAAGGGUCGUCGAACGAUUUCGCGCGAGCGGCAUCGAGCUCGUGCGUUUCACCAACUCCGGUACGGAAGCGAACACUUGCGCCAUAGGGGCCGCAAUUGCAUUCACGCAGCGUAAAAAAGUGCUCGUGUUUAGCAACGCAUAUCAUGGCGGAACGCUCAUGUUCUCCAUGGCCCUUAUGAGGGGAGACUUGAAUAGCGCCAACAUAAACUUGCCGCACGAGUUUGUGUUCGCCCCUUUCAACAACAUCGAGGAGACGCAGGAGAUCGUGGAGGCCUUGCCAAAGGAGAGUCUCGCGGCCAUCAUCGUCGAGCCAGUUCAAGGCUCCGGCGGCUGUCGUCCCGCCACAAGGGAGUUCAUGCUGUACCUUCGCAAGCUCGCGGAUUCGCUCGACUCCGUGCUUAUUGUGGACGAAGUUAUGGCGUCGCGCCUUGGAUACAACGGCUACUCCGCCACCUUGGGUCUGAAAGCGGAUAUUCUGACGCUCGGAAAAUACGUCGGCGGAGGCAUGACGUUCGGAGCCUUCGGUGGCAGACGAGACAUCAUGGACUUGUUUGAUCCUUCAAAGUCCAAGCUCAUGCAUCCAGGGACGUACAACAACAACGUUUUGACAAUGAACGCAGGCAUCGCGGGACUCGACGUUUACAACGCCGCGGAGGUCACUAGGCUGAAUGAUCUUGGCAAGGGCCUGAAAACGCGCAUUCAACAUCUCUUGAUCGAGGCAGGAGUUUACGGGUCCGUGACUUCAGAUCCCGCGGCGGAUUUCAUAGAGGUCGACAGCCUGAGAGGCCCGACAAAAGUGUACUGUGCGACGAACCUGGUGAAAUUGCCAACAAUGUUCGUCACCGGCAAAGGAAGCAUGGUCAACGUCCGCUUUUCUGGCACGCAUGCGAACAUUUUGCAAGGCUUGUUCUACCACCACAUGCUAGCACAGGGCAUCAGCAUCGCAUCAAGAGGAUUCACUCCGCUCCAUUUGGCUUUGUCGGAUAAGGAUAUCAGAAGAUACACUACAGCGAUUGAAGACUUCAUCAAUCUGCACAGACGCAGUCUUGUAUGAAGGUAAAACCGCACAGACGACAGUUCUCUCUGUGGUGCGAGCGAAUGAUAGACCCUUGUCAUUACUAUGCUGGUAGAUCCUAACUGAUGGUAACAGAACAGGGUAGCUUCUGUAUGAGUCGAGACAACACGAGAGAUGGCCUAUCGGAACGGCAGUUGGUUUUCGGAUUGCGUUGCAGAUGUUGGGUGGGGGCCUGUGAAUCACAUGCUAGCGCGCGACAGAAUUUAAAUUUUCUUCUCAUCAUCAAAUUCGACUUGCUCUCUGACGAGGUUCUAGUUUAUAUUACGUCCCUGUUACAGUAGUUGGGUUGGAGAAGGCUCUGUUAUCCUUGUAGUUGGAUGGAGCACACGAACUUUCUAUAGUCAAUUAAGAUCAGAUUUGAUCAUCUGCACGAAGU
Verruconis gallopava is the source of this 1928-nucleotide messenger RNA. RefSeq lists its product as uncharacterized. Gene Ontology annotation, molecular function: pyridoxal phosphate binding; transaminase activity. Bases 86 to 1531 code for a protein of 481 amino acids. The record is from RefSeq and is a predicted model, not a curated record. The transcript has a single exon. NCBI's taxonomy places the organism in Eukaryota, Fungi, Ascomycota, Dothideomycetes, Venturiales, Sympoventuriaceae.